Molecule: messenger RNA, 6578 nt
Organism: Diabrotica virgifera virgifera (western corn rootworm)
Lineage: Eukaryota; Metazoa; Arthropoda; Insecta; Coleoptera; Chrysomelidae
Product: protogenin A-like
Exons: 16
Coding region: 198-3476 (1092 amino acids)
Biological process (GO): cell-cell adhesion
Molecular function (GO): protein binding
Source: RefSeq, a predicted model, not a curated record
CGAACGGAGAAUACGGAAAACGGAGAAUUCAUUUCUUUCUAGCCAUGCCUAAACAAACUCGAUUGUGGCAUUGAGAAUAUGAGAAUCGACUCGCGCGGUAGCGACUACGAUAUUUUACUAAAUACGUGUUUGUGUGUUUAGAAGUGUGUGGUGGGUGAAUAAAAUUUUAAUCAACAUUUCCAAAUGAAUACAUAUAUAUGGCGUGGAGAAUUCUUCAAUUUGGCGCUCUGUUUGCAAUAGGAUAUACAUUGGAGUCUAAUUCCGAUUCAGCGUUUGGCGGGAAAGCCGUUAAAACUCCCAACAUAAACCUGUCCUUAAAAGUGAUCGACCCGCAGGAUGUGAUUGUUCAGAAAGAGCAAAGUGCACGUUUCAAGUGUGAGGCAGAAUCUCGGAAAGGCCAAGUACAGUACACUUGGUUCCACAAUGAAGAGAAAAUUCUCGAGGAUGACUCCAAUCGAAUCGUUCGCGAUAAUGGAGAUCUGUAUAUUCCGAAAGUUAGUUCGAGCAAAAAUUCGGACGUCGAAUACGUGGGAGAAUAUCGCUGUUUGGUCAAAAACCGAGCAGGAGCUCUUUUAUCCAAUGUGGCCAAGUUGAAAAUAGCCUCUAUGGAAAAAGAGUUUUCGAUCAAUCCCGUGAACUCUACUGUUUACCUCUCUCAACCCAUAAUACUCCGUUGUGGUAUUCACUCUACACCUCCUGUUGAUAUUCAAUGGGAGUUUAAUAAUGAUCUGAUACUACCUCACCAACCAAGCUAUGUUCCUUUACCCAAUGGGGUCCUGUUAAUACAAAAGUCUCUGAGUUCUGAUAGUGGAGCUUAUAGGUGUAAAGCAACAAAUGAUUUACUUAAUAAAACUAAAUAUAGUAAAAUAGCAUAUAUAACGGUGUUGCCGGAAUUAACUGAAGCAACAUUACCUUCGAUUCUACCUCUUGACAUUUCACCGAAUGUUACUGUCCUUACUGGUGAAAAACUCACCUUAUAUUGUGCUGUGAUGGGAUGGCCUAUACCUACAGUACAAUGGCUUAAUAAAGACAGUAUAGUCCUAGGUAACACGUCACUUUUGGAAAUAAAUGACGUACAGACCAUCGAUACAGGCAGCUAUACGUGUAUAGCAUACAACAGCAUGGGCCGUACGAGCCACAACUUUAACGUUGUAGUCAAGCAAAAGCCUACGUUCGUUGUUACACCGUUGUCGAAGUCCUACCCUGCUGCUAUUACUGCUAGAUUAGAGUGUCGCGCCACUGGCAUACCUGAACCUAGUAUUAAAUGGUUGAAAGAUGGACAGCCUUUGAAAUUCGAUUCUAGAGUGAGAAGGCAGUCCAACGGGAUUAUUUUUAGUCAUACUUUUAGAAACGACUCAGGAAUGUAUCAAUGCAUCGCCUCCAAUUCUGUUGGAAGAAUUUGGACAGCUGUUCAAAUAGAUAUUAUAAAUAUUUCGCAAACGCCCAGUCCCCCGCAAAAGUUAAAAUGCCGACCAUACAACUCGUCCACCAUCUGUCUAAGUUGGAAGUCACCCAUAAACGUCAGUGUGACAGCUUACAGCGUACAUUCUUUCUACAACAAUAACGGCUUGGAAUCUGUUGGACCUGAUUACGCAAGGAACGUCACUUCGAUGGAAGCUGCUGGCCUAAAUAGCAGUACAGAAUACACUUUCUACGUUAUAUUAUACGCCCCAGGUGGAAGUGAUCCAUCUGAAAAAGUCACUUGCAAAACAGGUGUAAUGGGAAACAGAAAUUUGGACAUUGAACAAUAUAAAGACAACAAAGAUAACAGUUCUGUACUUCUGAAAUGGAAAGAAAUUAGUACUGACGUUUCUUGUACGGACGAAAAAUUUCUUUACAAAGUCCAAUGGAAAAGCGAUCUGUCCUGGUCUCUCCAUAAUGGACAAACAAGAAAGAAGUAUUAUGUUGUUAAGGACCUAAUUCCUGGUGUAGAGUACAAUUUCCGCGUAGUUUCCACGAACAAAGACGACAAAGAAACUAGCCCGUGGACACCAUACAUAAUUCCCGAUCCAACAAAUAGUACAAACGUCAAUGGAUUGGAAACGAACACGACCAGUGAACUGACGCCUUUACCUCCGUCGCAGAUUAGGGCCGUAGCCCAGUCGCCGUUUUCUGUCAAGCUUAGAUGGAACAACGCGGAUAAAAGUACAAAGUAUUAUAUGAUUUGUUAUGUAGCAAACGGAGAAAGCAGUGCGUGUGAAGACAAGAGGCUGUUGAAAAGUUUUCCUAAUAAGCUGCAAGUGAGAAAACUUAAACCUAAUACUAUUUAUGAGUUCAGGGUAAGAGCUCAUAAUGCUGAUGGUACACCAGGAAUUUUUUCUGACCCCGUUCGUGUUAAGACUUGGGCUGAUGUUCCUUCUCCCGUUACCGACCUAAAGUACAAAGUUCUAAACGAAACCACUGUGUACUUGCAGUGGCACAAGCCUAAAGAGUCCGGCAUCAAGAUUGACAAGUACAUCAUCUCGUACACCCCAGACAUCAACUGGCCUGUGGAGAAGUGGAUAAAUGUCACAGUAUCAACCAAAGAUCAAACUGGCCGUAUGUAUCAACAAUGUAAGGAGCUACCGGACGAUAACGUUUGUAUGGUGUUGGGAAAUUUGCACUACGAGACACGGUACACGAUUUUAGUAAGAGCGGUAUCGGAUAUCGGGCUCGGUAAACCUGCUUUGCCGCUAGAUGUCACUACUAGUAUGAAGGUCGCUCAACCGGAGGUCUCUACGACGGAUGUGAAGUACGACCAGAAAGUUGGUAUUAUAAUCGGUACGAUAAUAGCCCUACUAUGCAUAGUCUGCUGCAUGGCUUACAUUCUAGUCCGCCGGCGAUGCGUCAAACGGAGAGCUUUAGCUAGAUCCAGGAUGGCACCUUCCAACAAUUACUAUCCCGCGGUUGCGCAUUACGCAUCCGAAGUGGGAGCUGUCCAGGUCCGAUUAGAGGAACUGUGCGACGCUGAAGAGCAAGAAAGUCAGUUUUUGGUAUCCGAAGGGACGACUAACAUACCUCCUGCGCAAACAGAUCAUCUUGAUACAAAGGGAGGCGAAGAAUUUCCAAACGGGCAUUCAAAUGGAUCAGCUAAACCCUAUAUGAAUGGCCAUGUCCAUAUUACAGAAAAUCCACAGUUUCAUUAUGCCUUCAACUGCAAUGGUCAGGUAGCCAACAAACAGCAAGAAAGAUUCACUCCCCUGCGCUUCGAAGAAGACUCAAACUCCAACGUCAAGCCUUCGAAAUUCUACGACCUGCACAAACUGUUCGAAAACUCGAAGAAACUGAAGACCAACCACCAUCGUUGCAACCCGCACUUCGGCCAAAGCGAAGACAUACGCAGUUCUUGCGACGAGGUGCACUCUUCGGAAUCUUCUCGAGAUGUCUCCCUCAAUGGAACGUCCCUGAACGGAACCCAGAUGACUACGUUGAAUGACACGUUGAAUGCGACUGACACGAGCAGGAGAAAGAGUCCCAUUCUGGGCCCUAACGGGUAACGUUAUUAAAGAAGAAUACGAAAAUGACUAGGAGAAUUUUUUAAGUUUCUAAAUUGUUUACUCCAGCUUUUUUUCUGUGAAAAUUGCGGUGGAAAAGUGUUUAUCUUGAAUAUUAUUCUUUAAAAUGGCUAUAUUUAUUAUGAGCCCAGGCUCAAAAUGGAUUAACAGGUAUACAUUUUUGGACCAGGCUUUAAUAUAUGCGACUUCUAUAUAUAUGAAUCGAAAAACUAUUAUAACAAGAGUAAAAUGAAAAAUGCAUUUGCUUUACACAAUAAUAAUCGUAUACAACAGACUCCAAGUGAUAGCUGCAAAAGAAUUCAGUCAGACAGCCGGUUUUUUUGCUUAUAGUUUCUGUACUCACGUUCUGCUGAAAUGUUAUCCUUUAUAUACUUAUUUCAGAUAUUGUUGAUGCUUAAUAUUCCUUUGUUUUUAUUCAUGUUAUACCAGAAUGUAUCACGAGAAUCAAAAAUCCACUAAGUAUUGACCAACGGUGUUUUAAUUAAUGACAAAUGGCGUUUUAGUUUUUCCAAUUGGCGCAGUCACAAAUUCAGUUUUUCUGAUAUAUAGUAUUCUGUUACUACGGUAAUCAUCUGACGGUGCGUUGAGAAGAUAAUAUUGGUAUAAUGUAGAUAUAGUUAUUUCAACAUACUGCCUUCAUGUGUUAUAUGAAUGGAUGGUAAGUUAUAGUCACGCACAAAUUGUGUGUAACUGUGACAAUUUUCUUAUUUGCUUUCGUAAUUGGAAACGGUUGGCUGGUUUUUUGAUCAUUUCGACCAUUGGUGUAUACAAUUUGAUAAAUUGGAACAAUAUAAUGCAACACUAACGAUAAUAUUGAAAUAAACUUACGUGCAUAGAAAUCGGCCCACUUAAAAAUUUGAUCAUUUUUGAUGUCUCGCAUUUCCUAAACCUGUUCUCGUAUUUCCUAAAAUAUCGCUGUAAUAAUAUUGUUGCUAAACAGAUAAAUUUUUAUUGUAUACCGAGUGUAUAAAAUUAAGAAUUUAUAAUUCACCAUUACCGUGCAUACGGGUAAUAUGACCGGUCAUACGGGGCAUACGGGUAAUUUGGGCUGUAUGAAAUUACCCAAUGUGUAGGAUUUCUGUAAACGCUUUGCCGAACCUGAAGUAGGAAAUAUUAAGAAGAGAUUUUUCGAUCGCCUAUUUGUGAAUUUGUAUCAGCCAGGGUCUCUGAUGAUGCUGAAACAACGCUGUAAGAUCCUAUUGAUACCAAUUCAUAUACAGGGGGUUGAUCAGUUGUGCUCAUGCGCCAUUUUAUAAUUAUAAUUAUUGUUAUAAACAGCCCAUAUAUAAUGAUAAGCGCUCUAAUUACCGGCAAAAUAACGCAAAAGAUGGAAAACAUAUUAAGUUGUGAGAUAAAAAGAGAUGAAACUAGUAGAGGUGGGAAAUUUAGCGAUAGAAACCUACAAAUUUACAUUACAUUGAUUGUUUCCCACCUUUAGCCGUAUCAGAGGAGAAUGUCAACUAAAACUGUCACUGUCACAGUGGUAGUUACCAAACUUGUCCGAUACGUCUAAAGGUGGAAAACAAUCAAUAUAAUGUAAAUUUAUAUGUUUCUAUCGCUAAAUUUCCCAUCUCUAUACUAGUUUCAUCUUCUUUUAUCUCACAACAUAAUAUGGUUUUCGUCUUUUACGUUAUUUUGCCGGUUAUUAGCGUAGUCAUCACUGUAUUGUCAAUAUCAAAUCGUAAAUGUCAUGUACUGCCAUUUAUGAUUUAUGAAACUGCUGAAAUGUCAACCCACGUCAAUUAAAUGUAAAUUCUACUAUUACUCUGAUUUUUCUUGAUAUAAUAUGUAGUUUUUCAUCGUUGAUAUAGAUUUCGCACAUAUUAAAGCACUUAGAAAAUCAUGUCUACCGUUUGGACUGAGCCUGAGUCCGUAGAUUCCGAUAUAUGCAAUGAAACCAAAGAGCUUUUUUAACGAGGAACAUAUAAUUUACUGAAUUUCUAUUUGACCUGGUGCUAAUGUUAAGAUCAUUCUUUCGGAUAUUUCGGAUAAGCAUCUUUCCUCUCCUUUUGCUCUCUUACUGCCCAUUACACAACUCGAAUCCAAACUAAAGAAUCUAGCUUUACAAAAGUAAUAAUUUGUUAAUAGACCAAUCAUUUGGUAGUUUUACCUGGAAAGGUUUCCGGGAGUUUUGAAAAUUGGUAAUUUUAUGAAUUUCGGUAUGCUCCUUUUGAAUUUCAACUUUGCUACCUUGUAUCUCCGCCGCUCGCGCCGCCAUAUUGAAAAAUGGCGCAUAAUAACAGUUUUUUGGGAAUAUCUCCUUUCCGACGCAUUUUACGAAAAAAAUAUUUGUACAAAAUUAAACUAGAAAAAAUUUCCUACAAUUUAUGUAUUUAUUUUUUUUUUAAUAAACUCGAUCGUUUUUGGCGUACGUGCGCUGCAAAGGAUAUUUCAAUAGACGUUUUGAAAAAAAAAAACUCAUGUCCACACCACUUGGAGGUAGAGUAAGCGUUUUUUUUAUUGUUGUUUUCCUCUUAUUAAUUUAGAAAUUAAGCGCAUUUGCCUUUCCUGAUGGACCAGGUGUUACGACUUCGUCCUGAGUAUCGAUUGAAACAUCGCAUACCGAAAUUUCGUCCGCAUCAUCUGCGAUGUGACCUUUAGCCUCAUGACACGCCUCUUCGUUUUCGAUUUCAUCGAAAUUAUAUGAUGUAAUUUGCGAAUUAUUACAAGUAUAUAUGUACAAGUAUCACUACAAUUUGUGCAUAUAUUUGGGCCAGCGUUACAGAAAUUAGUCCAUUUUUGUUUCUUUUCCAUCCUCACUACUGCUGCUUCUGUUUUAUCUAUAUCAUCUAUAUUUGUUUACAGACAUGUUUUCUUACUUUUCACAUCACUGUAACCGUAUAAUUGAAAGAGAAAACAAUUCAUUUACCCAGGUUCCCAGAUAUUUAUAGUUAUUUACUCUUUCUACUUGUUUUCCCUUGACAUCUAGCCUUUUUUUUAUUGUAUGUUGCUUAGAUAUAAUCAUGAACUUGGUUUUCUUAAGGUGAUACAGUAGCGAUCAACAGGUAGCCAAAACGCGUUCCAAGAUUGCGGCUGUAAUUUUGAAUAUUUUUUCGAGAUAUUUGGCACACGUAUUCGUAAUGU